CUGGCCUCUGCUCUGACCUCUAACCCCUCCCAUCUGAAAGAGUUGGACCUGAGCUACAAUCAUCCAGGAGACUCAGGAGUGAAGCUGCUGUCAGCUGGGCUGAAGGAUCCACAGUGGAAACUGGACACUCUCAGGGUGGAGCCUGCUGGAGUCCAAUGGUUGACACCUGGUCUGAGGAAGUAUUCCUGUGAACUCACCAUUGACACAAACACAGUGAACAACAGCCUCAAACUGUCUGAAGACAACAGGGAGGUGACACGUUUGAAGGAGUUUCAGUCAUAUCCUGAUCAUCCAGACAGAUUUGAUCCUGCACAAUUGCUGUGUAGAACUGGUCUGACUGGUCGAUGUUACUGGGAAGUUGAGAGGAGAGGAAAUGUUGACAUAUCAGUGAGUUACAGAAGAAUCAAGAGGAAAGGAGACUGUUGGUUUGGAUGGAAUGAUCAGUCUUGGUGUCUGAGAUGCUUUAAAGGUGGUUAUACUGCCUGUCACAAUAGCAAUUCAACAAACAUUUCCUCCCCCUCUUCCUCUGUCUCUAACAGAGUAGCAGUGUAUUUGGACUGGCCUGCUGGCAUUCUGUCCUUCUACAGUGUUUCCUCUGACUCACUGACCCACCUCCACACCUUCAACACCACAUUCACUGAACCUCUGUAUCCUGGAUUUUGGUUCAGGGUUUAUUCCUCAGUGUUUCUGUGCUGAGUUGAGUCUAAAGAGUCUCCUCCUGUCAGAGAAACAUUGUUACUCUUGAAAAAAUAGUUCAGUCUCUAUCUUUCUCUUUCACUCAGAAACACAUUUUUCAGAUUCAUGGAUUCUGUUGUUUUUUAAACUCCUAAAUAAUUCCUUGGAAACCUCUUCCUCUUCCAGUCCUUUAAAGAUAGAAGCUGGGAUUAUUCCAGGAUCCACACGUUGUUUCUCUGUUUCCAGUCAAGGCUUUACACUGAAUGUCAGGAUGUUGUGUUUCUCUCUUGGUGUUUUCCUUUCAUUCAUGAUUCAGAUUUAAUUUAAAUGUUGGGCAGUUUUUCUCAAUCACUGGACAUUACCUGUUUGUGUUGGCUCCUAUUUUUCUAAACAUAUCUUUUUUUUAAAGCUAAAAGGUAGUUUUGGUGCCACCUGCAACGAAAAAACUUCCACAUGUUUUAAAACUGAAUUAAAAUUUUUAAUUAAUGUUUGACAUUUCUGGAAGCUGCUAACGUUUAGAAUUAUGUUUCCUUUUCUUGUAAACGUGAAGUUUCUGUUGUUUUAAAAGAUGACCAUUAAGAAAGCUGUGAAGCAUGGUGGUGGCAGCAUUAUUAUGUGAGGAUGCUUCUCAACAGUAGGCCCUGGAAGGCUUAUAAAAGUCAAAUACUGUAAAUGCAGCAAAAUGGAAAUGGAAAAUCCUGAGGAUUACAUCUGCCGAGGAACUUCAGAGAAUGUUUAUUUCUUCCAGCUAAUCUAUUUAAUAUUGAAUUGAAGCGGGUGAAUAUACAGUAUAUGUAAAAUAUUUUGUUACAUAUUUUAAUUUUUAAUGUCAGUUGUGGUAGAAAUCAAUAUA
This is a messenger RNA of Xiphophorus maculatus (southern platyfish), 1528 nucleotides long. Its product is annotated as neoverrucotoxin subunit alpha-like. Gene Ontology annotation, molecular function: protein binding. The transcript has 3 exons. The record is from RefSeq and is a predicted model, not a curated record. Lineage: Eukaryota; Metazoa; Chordata; Actinopteri; Cyprinodontiformes; Poeciliidae. The annotation marks the transcript as partial.